Nylanderia fulva is the source of this 2124-nucleotide messenger RNA. RefSeq names its product solute carrier family 35 member E2A. The record is from RefSeq and is a predicted model, not a curated record. NCBI's taxonomy places the organism in Eukaryota, Metazoa, Arthropoda, Insecta, Hymenoptera, Formicidae.
UCUUUCCCAGUUGAGCAAUCGCGCGCUCGGCCGACUGACAGAAAAAUGACAGAAUGGUUUCGCCGGUAAAUUCAUCGUAUGGUUCGCGACCUUGUAAGGUGACAGCGUAUGCAAAUUAUUACGCGAUAAUGCAAUGACAGGCGGAUUCUGCAUUUCUAUUUUGCAUAGAAAAAGCAAUUACAUAGAUCGAAGAUUAGUAAAAAGACGGAGUUGAAGCGAGAAAAAGCAGUCCCGCUUUCAGGGACGAAAAAUCGUAAGAAAAGGAAGAAAAAAGAGAGGAGAAUGCAACGUUAUUUAUUAUUGUGAGGCGAGGAAUAAGCAUUCCAGCCGGCUAAACGCUGCCGAUCCGGUUGAUUAUCGUAUGUCGCGAACCACGGACACGGUUCGAUAAUCUAACCUGCGAAACGCCUGAUUGCCGCCCGAGGGAAAAAGUUUCCGCAGCGAACCGACGUAAAAAUGUGAUUUUUCGCUCGCGCAAGCCUCUCGUGAUCCUCGCGUUUUCGCGAGGAAGUGAGAAGAGAAAAGCGCGAUGGAGAAUUACUCCGUGCGCAUCAAUUACCCGCAGACCGCGCGUAGUGGAGACCCCGGCGAGGACACGUCGUCCACGUCGCACGACACCUGUCAGCCGAAGCAGUACACGGAUCACGGGAGAAAGCGGGAGGACGUGAUCGUUUUGACAAGUGACACGAAGGGCGGCCUGUUCAAUCCCAGAGCGCUCCUCUUCCUCACCCUGUGGUAUGUCUUCAGCGGAUGUACCCUGUUUCUAAACAAGUACAUACUGUCCUAUAUGGAGGGUGACCCCACUAUUCUGGGUGCUUGUCAGAUGUUGAUGACCGCAAUUUGUGGACUAAUACAAAUGUAUUUUCCCUGUGGUAUGUACAAAGCAAGUCCAAGAUUAAUGAGGCCCCCUGGAUUUUACAAACACAUGACACUGGUAGGAUGCACGAGGUUUGCAACGGUAGUUCUGGGUCUAGUAUCGUUAAAUUAUGUAGCUGUAAGUUUCACAGAAACUAUAAAGAGUAGCGCACCACUUUUUACCGUCCUCAUCAGUAGAUAUUUAUUAGGGGAACACACGGGGUUGUAUGUAAAUUUAUCUUUAAUACCUGUAAUGGGUGGAUUGGCGUUAUGUUCCAUCAAUGAAAUCAGUUUUGAUCUUAGAGGAUUUAUUGCCGCUAUGGCGACAAAUGUAACUGAAUGCUUGCAAAAUGUGUAUUCGAAAAUGUUAAUCAGUGGUGACAAUUUUAAAUACACACCAGCAGAAUUACAGUUUUAUACCAGUUUAGCGUCAAUCGUCGUACAAAUACCAGUAUCGAUAUUAUUGGUCGAUCUACCUACACUCGAGCAUUCCCUGAGCUUUAAAUUAUUCGCGGCAUUCCUUCUCAACGGAGUGUUCUUCCAUUUUCAAAGUAUCACUGCUUAUGUACUUAUGGACUAUAUCAGCCCGGUAACACACAGUGUUGCUAAUACCGCAAAGAGAGCAUUUUUAAUAUGGCUCUCCGUUUUAUUAUUUAAUAAUCCGGUGACGGGAUUAUCGGCGCUCGGCACUUCCUCAGUUAUAGCGGGAGUGUUGCUGUACAAUCGGGCGCAAGAAUACGACAAGAUGAAUAGAACAAAGUUACGACACUCGUCGAAGAUCAAUUUACAGUAAGACAAGUUUUCAAACCAGGACAAGACGAGCAUCUAUACAUGUGAAGAAAGAAAUGUGUGUUAUCGCACCAAAUCUAUUGCAUAUUCAUAGUACAAAUAAUAUCCCGAAUUUUUAUACAGCAGUAUUUCAUUCAAGAAUGUGGGAUAAUAUACAUUACAAGCAUCAGAAAUAUGUUAAGAAAUGCUCAAUCGAAAAUUAUGUUUAUCAAAUCUAUCAAUUUUUUUGCUGUUUAUAAUUUCUAUGAUCUAAAAAUGUUGUUCUAAAAGAAUAAUAAAAUUAUUGUUUUUGAACUUAAGAUAUUUGCACAUAUUUAAAUAUGCCUGAUGCAAGUACAUAAAAACCCAAAAGAAAUUGGAAUGAGUAAUGUACAUGUGUCAAAAAGUAUUUGAUUAUUGUAUUAUAUUUCUAAUGUAAAUUUGAGAGAGUGGUGGAAUGUAAAAAUGUUUGAUAAAAAUAAAAUCUCUUUAUAUACAAUA